Chiroxiphia lanceolata (lance-tailed manakin) is the source of this 5279-nucleotide messenger RNA. RefSeq names its product phosphatidylinositol glycan anchor biosynthesis class G (gene PIGG). NCBI's taxonomy places the organism in Eukaryota, Metazoa, Chordata, Aves, Passeriformes, Pipridae. The record is from RefSeq and is a predicted model, not a curated record. The transcript has 13 exons. Bases 1 to 2778 code for a protein of 925 amino acids. Gene Ontology annotation, cellular component: endoplasmic reticulum membrane. Gene Ontology annotation, biological process: GPI anchor biosynthetic process.
AUGCGGCUGCGCUCGGGGGUGUUCGCCUCCUCCUGCCUCCUCGUGCAGGCCCUGGGCGUCGCGCUGUUCCUCCGCGGCUUCUUCCCGGUGCCCGUCAGGUCUCUGCCCCGCAGAGAGGCCCGUGCGGACUCUCCCGCCGAGCCGGCCCCGCCCGGCCCAGGAGUGGUUUCCAACUGGACCAAGAUUCCUGCACCGCUUUUCAAUAAAGUUGUCAUUGUGCUGAUAGAUGCUUUGAGAGAUGACUUUGUGUUUGGAUCCAAAGGGAAACAGUUCAUGCCAUAUACUACGCAAGUUGUUGAAAAAGGGACUUCCUACAGCUUCAUUGCUGAAGCAAAGCCACCUACUGUGACUAUGCCUCGAAUUAAGGCUUUGAUGACAGGUAGCAUACCUGGUUUCAUUGAUGUUGUUGUGAACCUCAAUUCUCCAGCUCUGUUAGAUGACAAUCUGAUAUGGCAGGCAAAAGCAGCUGGGAAAAGAAUAAUCUUUUAUGGUGAUGAUACAUGGGUUAAAUUGUUCCCAAAGCACUUCAUGGAAUAUGAUGGAACUACAUCGUUUUUUGUGUCAGACUUUACAGAGGUUGAUGACAAUGUUACCAGGCAUUUGGAUAGAGUGCUAAAGAGAGAAGACUGGGAUAUCCUAAUACUACAUUACCUGGGAUUGGACCAUAUUGGACAUAUUAGUGGGCCAAACAGCCCAUUAGUGGGACCAAAACUUCGUGAAAUGGAUAACAUACUGAAGAAGAUUCAUAUUUCUCUUCUUUCAAAGGAAGAAGCUUCUUUGCCCAAUUUGCUAGUUGUGUGUGGGGAUCACGGGAUGUCUGAAACGGGCAGUCAUGGUGGUUCUUCAGAAGGAGAAGUGCACACACCUCUUCUGUUUAUCAGCUCUGCUUUUGAAAAGAGAAGUGGUCCUCUAACCCAGCCUGAACGUGUGCAACAAACAGAUUUAGCCAGCACACUGGCAGUAGGUCUUGGUCUGCCAAUUUCAAGAAAUAGUGUUGGGAACCUUAUACUGCCAGUUGUUGGAGGCAAGACAAUGAGAGAACAACUACGUUUUGUGCACUUGAAUGGGUUCCAGCUUAGCAGGUUGCUGCAAGAGAAUACACCUGCAUAUGAAAAAGAUCCUGGAUAUGAACAUUUUAAGAUAGCAGAAAAAUCCCACGGUAAUUGGAUCAAACUGUAUUUAGAGGGGAAUAAUUCAGAAAUACUCUUAAAUCUUGGCAAAAAGGUCCUGAAGCAAUACUUGGAGGCCCUCAAGACUCUGAGUUCUUCACUAAGCAAACAAGUGGCACAAUAUGACAUGUAUUCGAUGAUGGUGGGGACUGUGAUCAUUAUGGAGGUUCUGCUGCUGCUUUUGCUCAGUGUUCCAAAAGCCCUGAGCAAGCGGGCAGAAUUUGAAGUGCCCCUCUCCCCUCCACUAUUCUCUCUGCUGUUUUAUUUGAUGUGUCUGAUGCUGUGUGCAGUUCAUGUCAUUGUGUGCACGUCGGCAGAAAGUUUGUGCUAUUUCUGCAGUAUGUCCUGGCUAACAGCAGUUGGAGUGAUGAUGCUGAUUUCCGCACUCAUGUGCGCUAUUUUAUCUGCUAUUGCAAAGAUCUUUGAGAAUUCCCGACUUCCACUGAAGAAUCCAGCUGUGUCCAGUUCUAGUUGGUCAGAAAUAGAUGUGCUGAUUCUGGCUGGAACGAUUGGCCAUGUUUUGAGUUUGGGGGCAAGCAGUUUCAUAGAAGAGGAACAUCAAACUUGGUAUUUUCUUAUCAAUACGCUUUGUUUGGUGCUGUGUCAGGAGCUUUGUAGAAAUAAUUUUCUUCUAAAGGAAUGUGACCCUAAACAUAGCACCAAUAUGAAGCAAAAUUUUGAUAGUCUUGGGGAAACCUCUGAUUGCAAGAAUAUAGACAUUCCAGCAGCAGAUAGUUCAAAAUUGGACAAGGCCACAUCUUCAUCUGAAUUCAUGAAAGGAUCACACAAGUGGAUAAGCUUAGCAACUCCAUGGAUCAUCCUUAUUUGCUGUCGGCUGCUUCGAUCCUUGAAUCAGACAGGUGUCCAGUGGGCUCAUCGGCCAGACUUUGGACAUUGGUUGACAAGCUCUGAACAUAAACCUGAACUCUCCCUCUUGGCUGCAGUCUCCCUACUUAUGAUCUUCUUUCUGGUUCAAAGGAGAUGCUCCCUGGUUUCAAAAAUUGCUAUGGCACUCGGGCUCCUGGGAGUCUACAGUUACCGGGCAGCUGUUGGAAAUGUCAUAUUUCCAUGGCAACAUGGUGGCAAAGAUAUUUCAAAGGGGAUCACUGAAGCUCGUUUUGUUUAUGUCUUUGUUCUUGGCAUAGUCUUCACUGGCACUAAAGAUUUACUAAAGUCACAGGUUAUUUCUGCAGACUCCAGCAUGAAGAGCACAGGAUUAUGGGAAGUAUAUAGCGGAUUGGUUCUGCUAGCAGCCCUUCUAUUUAGACCUCACAAUUUACCAGUCUUGGUGUUUUGCCUGCUGAUUCAGACAAUGAUGACAAAAUACAUUUGGAGACCUUUGAAAUUUGAUGCGGCACAGAUUACUAUUAUGCACUACUGGUUUGGCCAAGCUUUCUUCUAUUUUCAGGGAAAUUCGAAUGGCAUUGCUACUGUGGAUGUUUCAGCAGGUUUUGUGGGACUAGAAAGCUAUGUGGAGAUACCAGCUAUCUUCCUUACGGCGUUUGCAACAUAUGCAGGACCUUUUCUUUGGGCCAUUCAUCUGCUGUGCUACUUAAGUUCUGAAGUUAGCAGUGGCAGGAGUAAUUUGAGGAGAGAGCUGUUAUUUUAGUUGUCACAAGUUUAAAAAUAGUUACUGUAAUGGAAAAAUAGAAGAAAGAAUUGACUCUGCCCUCAGUGCAGAAGAGUGAGCAUUGCUUCACAGAAUAAUAGAACAACCCAGCUUGAAAACACCCGCAAAAGAUCAUCUGGUUCAACCUUUCAUGGGAAAGGGAGAGCCUCCAUGAGAUCAUCUAGCAUCCUCUCCAGUCUCAUGUUGAAAAUCUGCAGUGAUGGGGAUGCUACCACAUCCCUGGAAAGAUUGUUUCCAUGAUUGAUUGUUCUCACCAUAAAACAUGUGUUGCUUAUACUGAGAUGAAACCUCUGCUGGUGCAACUUGUACUCAUUGCCUCUUGUCUUCUCCGCAUAUUACCUGGUGAAGAGAGCACCUCCAUCCUCCUUGUAGCCACAUUUACGUACUUCAGUACUGGAAUGCUGUGACAAAGUCUCCUUGAGCCUUCUCCAUGGAGAAGAAACCUAACUCCUACAGUCUUACUUUGCAGAGCCCUUUGAUCCUCUCCAGUCCUCCUUCAGACCCUUUCCAGUCUGUCCAUGUCUUUUUGGAGUGGUGGGGGCCAAAACUGAACAUUGUACAAUGAACAUACUUGUCAGGUAUGGCCUGACAAGCCCCGAGUGGGAUGAUCACAUCUCUCCCUGCUAGUAAUGCCCCUGAAAAUGCAGCCCAGACUGAUUCACGUGUUGCUGCAGUAGUGCUCUGCUGAUUCAUUUUUGACUUGUUGACUGACACCCCCAGCUCCCUUUCAGCAACACUGUUCCUGAGCCACAUGUAGCCUAACCUGUGCUGGGCUCUUUGGUUAUCCUGGGCUGGGUGCAGAACUUUGCGCUUGUCUUUGCUAAACUUCAUGCAGGUCUUGAUAGCCCACUCCUCCAGCCUGUUCAGAUGUCUCCCUUCUGACGCGUCCACCUCACCAUCCAGUUUAGUGUCAUCAGCACGUUGGUGAGGGUGCUUUCAAUCAUCCUACCAUCUAGAUCAUUUAUGAAAAUGUUGAACAGUUUGAGGCUCAGUAUCAAUCACUGGGGGACCCUACUUGUUACUGGCUGCCAGCCUGAGUAAAAAAUAUUGAUCACCACCCUCUGUGGCGUUGUUGGCCAAUUUCCUGUCCAUACUUGAAUAAUUUGUGCUUCACCUUUCUAGAAACGCGUUGUAUCACUGUUGACGUGUCCUGUUAGACUGGCGUAUUUUAAACUGAUAAAUUUUGAAAUUAAUUGAAAGACUUGAUAACAGUCUGUGUUAAAUUUGUUCAGACCCUGCCUGUCAAGAACAAUUGCCGGAUGCAAUUUUUCUUUACACCUUUGGCUAAGAUGAUGAAGAAUAACUGUUUACAAAGAUGGGCAAGGAGCCCGCAGAUGCAGCUUAACAGAAAAUUGAGCUAUAAAUGUCAUUGUUACUCCUUGCAUGUAUGAUGCCAAUGUAAAGUGGUUCAGGUUUUUUUCUACUGGAAGCCUUCCGAAAUGUUAACUGAAUUUUGGAAGAAUAUUGCAGAAAAUGGGAAUAACUAUGAUUUGAAAUACUUACUAUUUGUGUUUUGCUUGUUAGGAAUUUUGAUGAUUUAGUUAUAUCUUGUUGCAUUAAAUUCUGGGCUGGUGUCAACAGGAAUAGACUGAUUCUACUUCUUUUUUUCUUGGAUCUGAACAGAAUAACACAUGCUAAGGAUAACCUGAAGAGAAACUUUGGGGAAUUCUUGGAGCCAUGAUAACAGGCAGGAACAGUCACUGCAUAUAUACCAGCGUGGGUCACCACAGAAGUAGUGAGGAAAAACAUAUCAAGCAUAGCACUUGGGAUUUCAUGCAAAUCCUGUGUUUGAAGAAUGGCUGGAAAUCAGAAAUAACAAUCAUAGCUUACAUGGAGAAAACUAGUUUCCUGAAUCAAAGGUACCUACUGAAAAAGAGUAGCUUCUUAUGAAGAAAUCUAGAGAUUGCAUGGCCAUGUUGCCUAGAGUGCAGUUUAGUUAUUUCUUUGUCUGCAGUCCUGAAAAAGACUCAAGAUGUUUGAGCCUGUGAACUGUUUUCUCAUUUCUUUAAAGGAAGGUGAAGACCAAUCAAGUAAAGCUGAAAAGCAGAGUUUCCAGUACUUUUAAAGGUGAUUGCCACAGGAUCAGUAUUUGGAGAAAUGAGCACAUUUCCAGGAGUUUUAGAAGCCUUUACUAAACGUGCAGUUGUUUUCUUACCUGAGCUAUUAAAUAAUGAUAGCAGACAUUCAGAGUGGCUGUUCAGACCUUCCGGCCCAAUGCCAGCGUAAUUGGAUUUCUACUUACAGUCUAAUAUAAAUCUUUGAUAGGUAUGCAAUUUAGGGGAGUUCAUUCAGAAUGAUUUUCAGUGGCCAAGCCUGGCUAAAUACGAGAGAAAGGAAUCUGAAACGUAAUUGAUACAUGCCCUGUGUUUUAGAUAGAGUUCUGUUCUAAGCAGGUUAGCUAGCAGUGGGUGCCAUUGGGAAGAGUCAGCUGUUCUGUGUGAGUGAGACUGCUUAUUUUGCAGACAGGACAUUCACAGCAC